GCGAGGCGAGAGGCGGCGGAGGCGGACCAAGCUCGGGCGCCUGGCUGCUCCACGCCAGCAGCCCAGCGCGGUUGCCAGGCGCGCCCUGGGCUUGAGGCCCUUCGAGGGCUGAUCGAUCCAGCCGAGCUGUCGAGCCUGGGACUGCCAGCCAUUGGCUCCCUCCUCGCCCGCUGCGCCCCCCUCAGGGCGUCACCGGGGGUCGGUUGCAGCGCGGCGGCCUCGCACGGCCGCGGCUCCAUGCCGAUGGCCGUCGGGAGAGAGAGCGGGUGGAGCGAGGAGCGCAGGCAGACUGCAGCCCACAGGCAGCUCGAGCGCGAGGGAGACGACGUGGGCCGCCACCGAGCCCACCCUGUCCCUGACGGGCUGGAGGUCUGGCUCGAGCUGGCCAUGCGAGCGCUUAACACCACGUGGUCGGCACGGCGCUCUUGCUGGCCAGGCGACGCAUCCAGCGGAGUCAAGAGGAAAGGCGUGAAGCCGAGUGGCACCCAGGCCCAAAAGUUCUGGAACCUGGAGAGGACGGUCGAGUCUUUCCUGGCAGCAGGCCCGAAGUUGCCAGAGCAGACCGCCGCCGCUUUCCUGACGUCCAGGCAGGUCACCUACACCGGGGAGGUCGUCAGGAAGGCAGAGGACCUCUCAUGGUCACGAGUGCUGCCGAGCUUGCCGCCGCUUGCGCGAUGUGCAUCGCUGGACGUAAUGUCCCUGUGCGGCACCAGGAUGCAGGAGUGGUUCAGUCGACCCGAGCUCGCGUUGGCGCCGCUGGAGUCAGUCAGCGAGAGACCACGUCCAGGCCGGGUGAUUUGCGAGCCGCCGUCGCGCAUUCCCCUAGGGAGAGGUCUCCUCGAACGUGGGCUGGCGGUGCCGCUUCGAGAGCAGGACCUCAUCACAGUGGCGGGGCAGCCCCUUCUGAACGGGCUCUUCGGGGUCCCGGAGGGAGAGCCCUCGCCGAAUGGUGACCCUGGGACCUUGAGGCUCAUCAUGAACUUGACGGCGACCAACUCCCUCACGGUCGACUUCGAGGGGUACAUUGCGGCGCUUCCCUACUUCGCACAGUGGCGCUCGCUCAUCAUCGGCCCAGGUGAGGAGCUCACGUGGUCUUUCGACGACCUCAAGGGCGCCUUCUACCUGUUCAAGCUCCCAAAGUGCUGGGCGCCGCUGUUCGCGUUCGACGUCAAGUGCACGCCUCAGGGGCUCGGGCUGCAGGGGCACUGGCCGAGCAGCGUCUACCUCGGGGCGGCGAGGGAGAUCCGCAAGGACCGCGGAGUGCCAGCCUUGCGAGUUGGGGGAGGCAUGCGCGAUGUCUGGCAGGUGCAUUGCGACGACGCCGACUACGCGGAGAAGGUCGAGCGGCUCGCGUGCGAGCCCCACUCCGCCGAGGGGAGUCAAGUUGAGGAGGGCGGUGACGAUGGGCGCUUCGCCCAGGCGGCUCGCGCCAAGCACCGCGCCCUCGAUGUCCCUCUCAGCGAGAAGAACGGCACCAGAGUCAGCCACUGCCAGCGCCUGGGCGCCUGUGUUGAUGGCCGUGACGGGAGCGUCGCUGUCCCCGCGGCUAGAGCAGGGCUGGCGGUGCAGCUGGCGCUGUACCUGCUGUGCUCCAAGGUCAGCAGGAAGGACGUGCAGGUGGUGGCAGGGCACUGGUGCCACCUCGACUGCUUCCGUCGGGAGUGCUCCUGCGUCUUCACGCGCGUCUGGAAGCUGAUCAACGCCUGGACAGGGCCGCCGCGGCAGUAUCUGUCUCCAGCUGUGAGCGCGGAGUUAUUCCUGGCGCUCUGCCUCCUCCCGUUGCAUCAGUUCGAUCUGAGAUGCCCAGUCUCCCCGAUGGUCACCUGCAGUGACGACUCGGUCGGACUUGUGGAGCUCUUCAGCGGCAUCGGGGGCGGCGGGAUGGCCUGCGACCGCCUGGGGAUUGAGGUCGCCGUCCACGCCGCCGCAGAGCUGCUGCCCGAAGCUCGGCGCGUCAGCCAUCAGCAGUGGCCGUCAGCGAUAGAGCUCGGAGGCGUGACCAAGAUAACGCUGAAUACCAUCAAGGCCGUGAUGUCGAAGGCGCCCCACUUGCGCGUCGUGUUCGUGCUAGGGGGGCCCCCGUGCCAGGGAGUCGCCCGCAUCAGCGCCUUUGGGCAGGGUUGGGCCGAGGACCGCACGCGACUGGUGCAAGAGCUACCUCGCGUAGCAGGCCUUGUGCGAGCCGCCCUCCCCGAUGUCCAGGUAUUCGCCCUGGGCGAGAACGUCAGCUCGAUGACGGCCGCCGACAGGGGAAGAUUCAGCCAGGUCAUGGGAGUCGUGCCCGUGGAGCUCUGUGCCAGCGGGCGCAGUCCGGUCAAGCGGCCGAGGCUCUACUGGGUCGACUGGCCGCUCGGGCCCGAGACCUCAGAGUUCCAGUGCCAGCAGAAGGGCGAGGUCAUCGAGGCAGUGCUCACUGGCAGCUGGCCGAGUUGGGCAGAGCAGCUCGAGCAGGGUGCGCGCCGUCCGCGGGGAGAGAAGGGAGCCUGGGCCACUCUUGUGCGCUCCAUCCCUCGCGAGAGGCCGCCACCUUCCCCAGCGGGGCUGGGAGUGACCGACCAGGCUGCGCGCGAGCGCUGGGCGGCGGACAAGUACCGCCACCCGCCGUGCCAGUGCCGCAGGGACAACUUGGUCGAGGCCUCCCGUGCUUCGGCGAGGACUUGGGAGUCGGGCGCCAAGCACAAGCUCCGACCUCUGACCAGCAGAGAGCGGGCUGUGCGCCUAGGGUUUCCCUGGAACCAUUGCAGCUGGGCCGUGCCCAAGUCCGAGUCGGGGUCGAUCGACGAGGACGUCAAGUGCUCUCUGCUGGGUAUCUCCUUCUCAGUCCCGGCGACCCCCGAUCAAGUGCACCGCGCCCUUUGCGAGUCACUUGUGCGGAACGCCAUCUUCAAGGGCAGCGACGUGCGCGCCGCGACGAGAGGUCUCAACGAUUCUUGGAGACUGUUCGGCACCUGGUCUAAGACCGAAAUCCCUUCCCGUGCUCGGCCGCUGUUGCCUAAGCAGGCGCUGGCGAUGGCAGGCUUUGCACUGGAGGAUGGAGACAAAGCGACAGCUGCGGCAGUAGUAGUGCGCUUCAACGGCAUCUUUCGCCCCGCCGAGUGCAUGUUGACAGCUGGGCAAUGCACCUUUGACCUGGACCCUGGCGUGGUGCACCUCAACCUCGGUUUCACCAAGGGAGGUAAGAGGUCAGGCACCGCCGAGCGCGUCACCAUCGACGAGCUCGAGGCUGUUGUGCUCCUUGCCGAGCUUUUGCAAGGACGCCCAGCUGGCACCCAGCUGUACCCCCGCGGCACGGGCGGCUUCCGCCGUGCCUUCAGGAGACUGGCCCAGUCCAUUGGGGCCGACCCUGAUAGGUACCAGCCGUGCUCGCUGCGCCGGGGAGGGGCCGCCCACCACUUCAAGAUCCUGGGAAGUCUCUCCAAGACAUGUAUUCGCGGCCGUUGGAGGCACCAGCCCACGGCUCGCAUUUACAUACAGGAUGGCGUGGCCAUGCUGGAGCGCCACGGCCUCAGCGCGAAG
Messenger RNA from Prorocentrum cordatum, 3516 nucleotides. Lineage: Eukaryota; Dinophyceae; Prorocentrales; Prorocentraceae. The record is from the annotation of a GenBank genome assembly.